Procambarus clarkii (red swamp crayfish) is the source of this 1637-nucleotide messenger RNA. Its product is annotated as receptor expression-enhancing protein 5. Lineage: Eukaryota; Metazoa; Arthropoda; Malacostraca; Decapoda; Cambaridae. The record is from RefSeq and is a predicted model, not a curated record.
UCUACAUUUGAAACUGUGUAUGGAGUCAGCCAUACAGUCAUAAUGUCUUGCCGCUGUUAAAUAUUCCUGGGAACGGCUUUCUGUAGAAAUACGAAGUGGGUCAAAAAAAGCCAUCUCACUUGUACUGGAGACAAAUUUCUGGCAACACUUGGUUAUUGAUGGAGGCGGACUAGAUGCAAAGAGGCUCGUACAUUUUUUUGGCAACGGAAUCUUUGAUCGUACAAUUUUUCUAAUCCGUUGUUCUUGAUUAAUAAAGAACUUGUGUUGAACUUCACUUGUUAUUAGUAACUUGACUAAAUGUUUCACGGUGAUCCGUCUUGACCAGUGUCGUGAAGAAUUAGGACGGCUGAACUAAAAACUGACUAAAGCGUCAGGCAUUCUGCGAUAAUGUAGGAGCACGCACAACCAUGGGCUUGAUCAAACACAUAAUGCUGCCACUGUACCGCCGGGCAAGAUCCUUGGCAGAAGAAUUUGAGUUAACUGGCUGGCAAGGUGGCAUCAUCCUUCUGAGCUUGUACCUGGCGUUUGGUUAUGGUGCCCAACUCAUCUGUAAUGUGAUUGGUUUUGUGUACCCAGCCUACUGCAGCAUCAAGGCUCUGGAGUCGCUCAAGAAGGAGGAUGACACCCGUUGGUUGACCUACUGGGUUGUGUUUGCCUUGUUCUCAGUGUGCGAGUUCUUCUCCGAUCUGCUGCUCUCAUGGUUCCCCUUCUACUGGCUGGCCAAGUGCAUGUUCCUGGUGUGGUGCUUCCUCCCAGUGUCUUGGAAUGGUUCGGACCUGAUCUACCAUCGUGUGGUUCGUCCAGUCUUCAUCAAACACGAACGGGAAAUUGACAGUGCCAUGUCAAAGGUUCAGGAUAAGAUCAGUGAGCUGGCCGACACUGCCACCAAGGUUGCUGCCGAUGCAGUGAAGAAGGAUUAAGACUUUCAAGACAACUCGAUGAAUAAUGCUGUUACGUGGUGGAUGGGUGAUGGCAACUCUCAAAUUAAAUUCUACAGAUAUGUGAAUAAUGCAAUAUUUAUAGUUGCGGAUGUAUAUAUUAUUUGUCUAGCUUGCCAGCUUUUUCACGGAUGUAUGUCUUUGUAAUACAGAAUUUUUGCAACGGUGUAGUCUAGUCAGGUUAAGUCACAUUCAAUAGAGAGGAAAAAUGUUAUCCGUUUUCCAUGAUUUAGUUUAUAGUUUUGUUGUGAUUAGUUCAGUUUGUGGUGAAGGUGAAUGUUGGGAGCCAUGCCCAGCCUCCUUGCACAAGUAUUGUUUAUGACCAAAGGUUUGUUUAUAAAGGUAAAGUGAUGCGUCACGUUGCCAGUGUUGGGCAGUAGCCCACACAUUAAUAGUGUUCCAUUACUGGAUUCUUUUUUUGCCUGAUAAAUAGUGAGGUUGAAUAAUGGAUGAGAGUGGUAAGGAAGGCGGCUCGCGGUGCUCGCUACCCAACACAACACUGCACGAGCUGCCCUGCUGGCUUACGUAGGGGUUCUAGACCUCUCUUGAUACUACUAUACUACCACAACUUUAUUAAAAAGUUCACUUUAAAACUCUACAUGUAACCAUGUAAUUGUAAGAUGCAGCAUAAUGUUUUGUUAAAUAGCCAUGAAAGGUAUUACUUUUUAUUAUAACCAAGUUAAUAAAAAUUAAGUGUAA